Lampris incognitus (smalleye Pacific opah) is the source of this 1626-nucleotide messenger RNA. RefSeq names its product inward rectifier potassium channel 16-like. The coding region runs from base 266 to 1420 and encodes 384 amino acids. Lineage: Eukaryota; Metazoa; Chordata; Actinopteri; Lampriformes; Lampridae. Gene Ontology annotation, cellular component: plasma membrane. Gene Ontology annotation, molecular function: inward rectifier potassium channel activity. The record is from RefSeq and is a predicted model, not a curated record. The transcript has 3 exons. Gene Ontology annotation, biological process: potassium ion import across plasma membrane; regulation of monoatomic ion transmembrane transport.
UCCCACCCCACGAGAGACUGGAAAGAGAUCCAUCUCUAAAGCCAUUUUAAACCCAGUCACGCAUCCCCCCCUUACAAGAGGAGCAAGGACACUAGUGCUCAUCAUCUCUUCAAUGGGGGGUCGCUGUGUGGAAGAGAGCUACCUUGCUAACUGGGUCUGAGUGGGACAGCGCGUGACCAGUUGCCCUGCAGCCCUGCUGCCCCUAUUUGCUUCAAACCUGCACUAACGCCUACAUCCAAAGGGCCCGACGGUACUUCUGGACAAGAUGAGCCCGGACAGCGAGGAGCGUAUCACCAUCAACACCUACAACACCACGGUCCACACACUGGGUGGAGACAAUGUCAGGGAAGGCAGACGACUGCGCUACAUGCAGAGAGACGGCAGGUUCCCCGUGGUAUUUCAAAUGGCUGCCGGGGAGUGGAGUCCAUACCUGGUGGAUAUCUUCACCACUCUCGUGGAGAUCCGCUGGAGGGUCAUGCUCCUCACCUUCUCCCUCUCCUACAUUCUCUCCUGGACCUUCUUUGGCCUUCUCUAUUGGCUGAUUGCCUACGUGCACGGAGACCUGGAGAAUCCGGACAACGCGCCCUGCGUGGAAAAUGUACGCAGCUUCACCGCGGCGUUCCUGUUUUCCUUGGAGACCCAGGCUACUAUUGGCUACGGCUUCAGGGGGAUGACUGAGAACUGCGUCUCGGCUAUUAUAGUGGAGGUAGUUCAAGACGUAGUUAGCUGCCUAAUCGACACCUUCGUCAUUGGCAUCGCUGUAGCCAAAAUGGCAUCUGCACGUAAAAGGGCACAGACGGUGGGUUUUAGCAAAUGCGCGGUGGUCAGCAUGAGAAACGGUGGGCUUUGUCUCUCCUGGCGCCUUGGGGACUUCAGAGGUAAUCACAUCCUGGAGGGGACCACCACAGCGCAGGUGAUCCGCUACGUGAAACACCCCUUGGGAUCAGUUGUAGUGUCAUACCAAGACCUGGACAUCCAGGGCAGGGACAUCGUUUUGGCCACGCCGGUGACCAUCAUCCACAGGCUGGGACCCGGCAGUCCCCUCUACAGCCUGGGCCCUGAGGACUUGGUGAGGGAAGACUUUGAACUGGUGGUGUCUUUUACCUACAAUGGAGACUCCACCGGCAUACUACAUCAGACGCGUGCUUCCUACGCCCCGGAAAACAUCUACUGGGGCCAGCGGUUCCAGGACAUGGUGAAAGUGGGCAAGAAGCACUACAAAGUGGAUUAUGCAUUGUUUAACCAGACCACCUAUGUACAGGUUCCCAUGCUAAGUGCAGAGGAAUAUAACAGAGAGAGACUCCCAUCAGCCAACAUUCGCUCCCAGCGGCGCAACUUACAGCCCAUCAGGAGAUCCAAGAUCUGCUGCCCAGUGAAACCGGACGAGGAGGAGGAGGUCAUAUGUAAGACCUGGCUGUAGGCUGAAUGAAAAACUCGUCUUGACGUUGACACCUGUACAUACUGUGCUAUAUUUAAAGGAUAUAAAAUGUGAUGAUGUUCGAUGUCUUUGUAUUCUUGUAAAUAUGCCCCGCUUUUUAUAAGAUAGAUUUAUACCCGAAUACCAGCGAACAGAGCAGUCCUCAUUAUGUGGGACAGACACUGCACCUCGAAUUAAAAGUGCUUUCA